Molecule: messenger RNA, 1093 nt
Organism: Ceraceosorus guamensis
Lineage: Eukaryota; Fungi; Basidiomycota; Exobasidiomycetes; Ceraceosorales; Ceraceosoraceae
Product: Dbl homology domain-containing protein
Exons: 2
Coding region: 226-1032 (268 amino acids)
Biological process (GO): intracellular signal transduction; positive regulation of Rho protein signal transduction
Molecular function (GO): guanyl-nucleotide exchange factor activity
Source: RefSeq, a predicted model, not a curated record
AGCGCAAACGUCAAGAAGCGAUCCACGAGCUGAUUGCUACCGAAAGCACCCACGUUCGCGACUUGCAGAUCAUUGUUGAGUGCUAAGGCUACCACCGUCAUCUUCGCCAACGUCGAAGAAGUGCUUCUGGUGGCAGUAUCGCUCCUCUCUGAUCUCGAGUCUCGGCAAAGGCAAGAAGUAAUCGUCAGCGGCUUGGGGGACAUUCUCGCGAAGCACAUCGCAGCGAUGCGAGUAUACUUGCCGUACUGCGUCAAUCAAACGCCAGCAGCGCAGAUCCUGCAAGCCGAGAGGGACCGUAAUUCCGUUCUGGAAGCUCAGCUGCAGACCAUUCGGCGCGAGAAUCCCGCGGCACGCGGACUCGAUCUGUCCAGCUUUCUCCUGAUUCCCAUGCAGCGACUCACUCGUUAUCCUUUGUUGAUCUCGCAAAUCAUGAGAUACAGUGAUCAAGCCGCCAUCGAUGCAGCAGAGAAGGACAGCUUGCAUGAGUCGCUACGCACUGCCGAAUCCAUACUGGCUUCAACAAACGAAGCGAUACGGACGCGCGAGACUAGAGAUCGUCUGGCAGCGAUUAGCGAGUAUCUUUGGGUUGGAAACGCUGCUAGGCUGGACCUCACCAAGGAUACGAGAGUCAUGGGACCGCGCCAAAUUUUAAAGGAAGAGGUGCUCUCGAAGCACAAGUCUGGUCGCAAAUUGACGACGCUUCUCACUUCGGAUCUCUUGAUUCUCUUGCAAGAAGGCAAGGAAGAUGCUGCUGGCAACCGACGACCACAGCUGUAUCGCAUGCCCAUUCCUCUCGAAGAGAUCGUUGUGAGAGACGUUCCUUCUCGGCUGACUGGGGCACGCGACGAGUCUGCCUUCCAAGUGAUCGUCGGUGGCUCCGACAAGAUCAAUCUCAGAACCUCCUCACCAAAAUCGGCGCAUGCUUGGAUGGCCGCCAUCAACCACGCGAGAAGCGCGUGUCUUCAGGCCGCACUGAAUGCACCGAGAUCCGGCCACCACCGCACGCACAGUCAAGGCAUUUCGCUGUACUAACGUUUCCUUUGCAAUCAUGAAUGCAACAUCACCUUGAACAGGGCAUCAGCGCUGUACAUAG